CCAGUCGUCAGUUUGCCGUGAGCGCCUGUGAUGCGAGGACGUUCUAUGAUUUUGUCUAAGAGCGUUACGCUCUCUCAGCUGUCGCACUAGUAAACCGGGGUUUUUUCUUAUCGCAACACGUUCGCGGUUCCCCUCGUCGUCGACAUCGAAACGUCAACAUCGACGGCGUAGAAUAACGAUCGUGCGGCUAGCGUGUCCGGACAGAUUUCACGACGGUUGAAAAUUCGCGGCGUGCGCGAACACGCGACCUGUGCACGAGGAGGAACAUCACCGUACGAAACGGAGGCGCGAUUCGAUCCGUGAUCACGAACUUGCCCUUUUGGUGUCCACGGGCGUUUCAUCAGGCCCCCAGUGUGUCAGACGAUUUCCCAAUUUGGAACUUUUACGAACGGUGUGCCGUGUGUUAACCUGUUCCCCUUUGUGAUGCUCCAACGUUCGGAUCCACCAGCUGAUCACGAUUCCGCCGGUGUUACAUUGGCUCGAUGGACUUUAUAGAGACGGAGUUGCUCGUCCGUGGAGCAUCAGGUACGUGAGCGGAAGACAGAAUCGAGCCGGGGGCAGGGUACAGUUUUCGUGCGGGCUCGCCGCCCUUCUUUCGCUCCCGUUCCCCGUCCACAUCGGCACCUGCGGCAACCGCGCGGGAAUUUUAUCGCGUACCGUUUGCGGCGCCGCUACGCGCUGUUGUUGUGCGCGAGCUUGAAGUUAGCCGCGGAUCGAGCGCGCGGAACAAGGACAGACCCGGUCGCGCGUUCCCUGCGCCCGCUGAAUCGGUGAUCGUCGACGAACAACGGAGAACACUUGAGAAAGUUUCACGGGGAAACGUGCCAUCCGGAGGAGAUUAUUCGAAACGGUCCUAUCGCGUCUCGUUAUCGCGACGAGGAGAGGGCGGAAAAUCGAGGAAAGAGAGAAAGAGAGAAGAAAAAGAGAGCAUCGAGGCUGCUUUUGUUUUCCAAACGAGAACGGUGCUUUCGGGGGUGCGAGCGGAGAGUCAGGGAAGAAGUUGAUAACCACGAGACUGACGGAGAAGCCGGGAUCAUAGACGGGGCGGAAAGGAGAGGGAAACAUCGUUGUCGCUCCACGAGGAGAAGAAAGACACGAGGCGCAUCGGGAGUGAAUAUGUCCGCCAAGCGAAAGGCCACUGCCAUCAUGCAGCACCACAAGGUAAGUUGCAGUCGAUGGUAGUUCUUCGUGCAGUUUCAAUCCACUGGGAAAAUGCGAAGGGAAACGAAUUCAAGGAAAACAUCUCGACCCCAGAGCCAGCCGACAUAUCCGAGGAGGAUCACUACUCGAGCGCGUUCAUGAAAGACCCGGAUAACCUGAAGCUGAUGCUGCUCGCGUGGAAUUAUAAUCUUCAACAGCGGGCUCAGGCUCAGGCCCAGGCCCAGGCACAGGCUCAGGCAGCCAACGCGGCCCUAUCGCCAAAUAACUCCUCGACAACCACGGCCACCACCGUUGGCACACCUGUCACCAGCCAAUCGGCCAUAUCCACGGCAAACAACACCAUUAACAACUCCACACUUACAGACUCUCGAAACGGUUCCACGGAGUUGGUAGACAUGCCCGCCGGUACCGUUCCAAAUUUGGGAGCCGUGGCCGGUGUUGGCAGCGAGGACAUGGCAUCCUUGUGGGCAUCUUACGCUAUGGGACUGAAGAAGACGCCGCCGCCAGCGUCGUCAGCGACGCCCUCGCGAUCCGAUCGCGAUCGUGAAUCGAGCCCGGCGGGUGGCGAAGGGACGGGGAGCGCUCACGACGAGACCAGCAGCAGUGGUAAUAAAGAGGACGAGGAUGACGACGACGAGGAUCCCGACGAGAGGUUGGACCCCAGACACCACGACCCGGAGCGUCAGAAGGCUUUCAACAUGUUCGUCAGGCUCUUCGUCGACGAGAAUCUCGAUCGUAUGGUGCCGAUCUCGAAGCAACCGAAGGAGAAGAUACAGGCCAUUAUCGAUAGUUGCACCAGGCAGUUCCCGGAAUUCGCGGAGAGGGCCAGGAAGAGGAUCCGAACGUACCUGAAGAGCUGUCGGAGGAACAAACGCGGCAAAGAGGGUGCACCUUGGGAUGCCGCGAGGCCCACUCCGGCACACUUGACCUCCGUGCAGGCCGAGCAGAUUUUGGCAACCGCCUGCGAAAAUGAGAGCGACAACGCGAAACGCAUGAGACUCGGUAUGGAGCCAGUCUCGCAGCCGAUGCCAACUCUUCCGGCCGCAACGCAAACGGACGUCCGGUCAAGUUUAGAGCAUUUCUCGAGUACGCCAGUGAAAUCACUUCCGGGAAAGAGGGAGGAUACACCGCCGGCAUCGCUAACGUCCCUGGCGCCGCUAACCAGUUUGGCGAACUUGCCGAGUAACACCCUCUCUUCUACACCCCUGUCUCUCGCACCCGCGUCGAAACUGCUCACACCGGCAGACAACAAGGGUCUCAUGAGCCAGGCGACGAUAGUCAGCUCGUCGACCGUUAAUGGUGUUGCCAGCGGCGGUGCACCGACGGCGAUGUACAGACCAAAUUUCAGCCAGGCGUUCCAGCGUGCGGGACCAACCGUCCCGCCAACCCUUUCGGCUGGACUCUACCCGACCCAGAGUUUCACGUCGGGCCUAUUGAGCAACGGUACACAAAGACCAACGGAUCUGAGCAUGAAGAACACGAAGCCGCUGCUGAGUCACAAGUUGAACGCGACGGAAAUGACGGCCGUCAGGCAAUUGAUCACCGGAUAUCGAGAGUCCGCGGCGUUCCUCUUGAGGUCCGCCGACGAACUCGAGCAACUGUUGCUUCAGCAACCAUAGAGCUACGUGUACGUAGCCGGUGGCCAACAACUGGGCUCGUAAGUCUCCUCUGGCGAGGAUGGAAGCGGAGACAUGAACGCGAGCACGCGAAGCACAGCUCCGUUUACCCUGUCGAGUAUACCGACCGUCGGUAACGAGUCUCUGUUAUCCUUCACCUGGGGAAGUCCCGGGACCAGAACGACUAAUACGAAGCGGCAGAUCGCCGCGACUCCAACGAAACUUAUCCCCAAGGAACCGCGAGAAACCGGAGCUUUCCUACCCGACGAGCAAAGGGAAAUUGCUUCGUCUCCAGUCUGGAGUAACCUUCGGAGCGAGGUAGCCUCGAGGAAAGAACCCUGAGGUGUUUGAUCGGUCGCCAGCGUAGGCGGACCAGGAAGAGAAUCCACGCGAAGGCGGAGUUCUUAGGGCUAGGUUAUUAAGGGAACUAUUCAAAACAGGGUGUACAUAGAGAGGAUUUACAGAUAUUUACUUAACUAUCGGAUAAGCUUAAGCUUAAGGGAUUAACGAGAGACAGUGUGUGUUGCGUGCGUGUAGAAUGCGUGUGUGAGGCUUUCGAAAAGAGCGGGAAUGUCGAUCGAAAGUACUGUCGGACGAUGAUCGAAGUUACCCUCAUUUCUUUUUCUUAUUUAAACUCGCAACUUCGAACCAUCGGACAUCGCAAUCGCUGUUCACCCGGCUGAGAACCAUGUACAUACGGUCGACCGUAAAACUAGCCAAUCCCUCCGAUGAGGGAUGAAGCGUGAACCACGAAGAGUCGGGUAGACGCGAGUAGCCUGAAUGUACGAGAAGAUGAAGAGAAUGCUGCUGUCACACAUGUAUAUAGAGGUACGCGUACAUUCGUGCGUAAACAUGUGUACAUAAAUAGGUCGUAGGACAAGAUGGAUGUUCGUUUUUCCUUUUUUUUUCUCUCUCUCUCUUUUUUAUUGGUCACCAUCAGGAAACGACGAGGUGAUCGACGAUUAGUCGCAUGCUGACCGAGCAACGCUCGUCCGGUAGAGAGCAUAGUACUUGAAUCGUGCAGGUUGAACCGUGGAUGAAUUGAAAAAAGAUAGUUUUAGUUUGGAGAUAUUUACUUUUUCUCUUGUGAAGUUUCGUUUUUGAGAAAAGAAAAUUGGAGAUUGAAAUUUAUGUUCCUAUCAUUAACUGGUAAUUAAAGAAUUUUAAAGUAAAAUGAUUUUAAAUCUUCCAAAUUUAAUUUUUAAAUACUUUGAAUAUUCUUUCAAUAAUUGCAAUUUAUUGCAUAUAUUCCAAAAAUGAAAUAUCACACGAAGAAAUGAAAUUCUCCAACUUGAUCCUAAAUAAUUAUUAUUAAAAAAUUCUCGGUCAACACUGCACAUAUUUAUCGGGACCAUCUUGUCACGAUCAGACAAUACGUUGAAAUCGUAUUUGUGGUUUCCGGACGCAUCACUGUGUUACCAAAGAACACUGAUUAUUCUUAUUAUUAUUAUACGAUAAUAUACGUAGAGCUCUAUAUAGACACGCGUUUAUUUCUUCCUCUCUCUUUUUCUUCUUUUCUUUUUUUAAAGGUGAUACCGUUGUUUUAAACCCGUUCUAAAAACACAAAAAGGCGUACCUUAAGGGUUGCUCCAUACCGAUUUCUCUCGUCAGAGGUAUCAUUAUUGAUUCUGUUAAUUUUAUAGUCGUAAUUCCAACGAUACUGCGUUCGAUGUCGCGUUAUCAUCGUUACGUUAUGUUACGUUAUCAUCGCUACAAGAUGAUCGUCUCCCACCGAAGAUAGGGGAGUCGAAACUAGUUUUUUUUUCGCGCGUUAAUUCUAUUCUGUCGUUGUUUUUGUACAUAGUUUAUACGAGUCGUCUUCGUAUUGCGACACGAAGUAACGAAAAUGAUGAAAAAUACCGCGAACACGUGAGUUACUUUUAACCAGAUACGAAGAGAGAAUAUAUUAUUAUUAUUAUUUUUAUUAUUAUCACAGAAAUACAUAUUGUACGUAUAAAUAUGUGUGUACGAUUGUAAAAUAUGUUCACAACAGGGCGGCCAUAUCCGCCACGAUUAAGCUCGAAAUAACCAUAAUGAAACAUUCCAUCAGUAAGGGUGAGGAGACGGCUAGAAAAAUGAAAGGGUUGACGAACACGGCUCUCGAACUGUUUCAGAAACAUACGACGUUUUAUGCACCCUCAUUCAUACCCAUCGCCAUCUCGUAUUCCCUUUUUUAUCCUCCAUUCUCUCUGAAUUUGGUACACUAACCUGUCUCUUCAUUAUCAAAAGUACUUAUUAGUGCAUUAAUUACCGCAAAAAAAUAUGAUUGAGUAUUUCACUUUGACAGCUCUCAUUUUAAUUGUCACGGAGAUUACUGAUGACGCCUCGAAUUUUGUGUAAUUGAAUUAUUAGUUAAAAAAGAAGGCAAAUUUUAUUAAAUUAAAUUUGAAAAUUUUUCUUCUUUUAUUAUUUGAGUGUCAUCGAUGAUCCCUAUGGCAGUCAAUGUGUGGAAGUAUGUCAGUCAGUUUUUAAUAAUAAUUCCAAAUAGCUUGAUUGAAAAUGAAUAUAAGAAUUGAUUUUGAAUAAAUUGGGAAACUUUGAUUGAGGAUAAACUCAGGGUUGCUCAAGAUCGCUGGUUCUCAGAGUACCGUGUAAUAAUUCAUUUCUAUGGAAUUUUGGCAUAAUUCUCCCGUGUUUAAAUAUAAUUUAUCUUGCCAAUAAUGUUAGAUACAAAGAAAUACAUCACUUGUAGGAUAUAAUAGCUGUAUACGCGAGUUGUUCGACGAGAAAGUGUUAAAUAUUCAAUGAACUGCGAUAAGGAGACGAGGAAAAUUAUGUUUGUAAUGUGAACGUGAAAGAAAACCAAAGGUCUGUUAAAACGAUAGGAGUUAAAAUCGCUUUUGUAUUUUAAAAAAAAAAAGAAAGUGAUCUUGAGCAGGUAAAAUUGUACUUUGUACUCUGCUAUGAGAAAACUUUAAAAAUGUUGAAAUCAGUAAACUUCGAAGAUUAUAAAGAAAUUGUAAACGCUUUAAAAAGCUUCGAGUCUUGUUAGGUGGCUUGAAAAGCUUAAAAUUUUGAAAAUGUUGAAAGUUUUGAAGGUCCUUAAUGUCUAAAUGUCUUAGAGGGUUUGUAGAUCAUCUAAAUAUUAUAAAGAUUGUAAAAAGAAAAGAUUAUUUAUAGUUAAUUAAUUCAUGUAUUAUGAUUCCCUUGAGAAAAAUUACGUGUAUCAGAAUUAAUUAUUUGAUUGUUAUAUUGCAGUAAUAUACGAAAAGAACAAAAAAAAGGAUCCAAAUAUGUAUAAAUAAUUGUAUUUUGUGAAGUGCAUACAGUGAAUAAAAUAAUAGGUGAAAUGCACGUUCUGUUUAUACUCGAAUUAAUUAAAAGAACGCUUGUGAAAAAUAUUCUAAUAAUUUUUUUUUAUUAUUUCAAAUACUUGAUUUUUACAUAAAAUUAAAAAAUACAUCUUCAUCGGUUUAGAUAACAAAAAUAUUCAAAAAAAUGGUCCAAAUUCAGAAACAUGUUCCUAUGUUCUAACCCAUCACUACUUUCGCCCUAAUUCAUUCCUAACCAUUGGCGUAAUCAGAUAAAAAUCAAGGUGGGCCUUUUGCCAAAAAUGAUUGCAAUAAAUAAAUAAAAAUUAUGCGUUGAAUUCUUGAAAUAAUAACUUCCAAUUUCAUAAUUAUUUCCAAUUUCAAUAUAUCCCACAGAAAAAUCCUAAUUACGCCAAUGUUCGUCACAUUUCCACAACUCAUUUUCAAAAAUAUUAAAGGGUGACCAAAAAGCGAGAGUGUCGUUCGUGAAAUUUGGAAUGUCGUGAAUGCUUUAGCUGCCUAGUUAAUCGAGCAGGUAUCGUGAAUCGGUAUAGUGCAAUAGUUCUCUACACACUUGAUACUCUUUUUUCCUCUUCUCUCUGUCUGUCUGUCUGUCAUUUUCUACGCCCGCAUCAAAGUAGACAUUGCUUCGCGGCACCAUGGAACGCCUCCUUUCAUUCGAACCUCCCCCCUUCGCAAAUGUAAUAAUCGUUAGGAUCGUCGUGUCUUAAUUAGACACUUGUACAUUCUCGAGCAUGGUAGUCUCCCCAUGGAGAAAAAGCGCUGUAGGGACAGGAGGUCUCUCCCUUGAUACUUGAAAGUUACUAUCACCUAUUGCGUAGUAUUAUUAAUAUUAUUUUUAUUUAUCUCAUUCACCUGGAAUAUUCAUAACCCUCAGACCUUAGCAAACGCGUUAGAGUGGGGGGCUUUUGUUCUACGUCACUUCUUCUCUAAGAAACGCUACCAUGCUCGACACUGUACACUCAUUUCGUGUGCAGUGAUUUUGAACAUACUGCACAAACAGCAGUUCCAUUUCACAUCACGGUUUUUGAAGCCAGUUUGCUAAUUGUACGUCGAAUCGAAGUUAACACAUUGAAUGUUAACACAGUGAAAAUGAACAUAACAAGGUGCAUUGCAAUAAAAAUUGUUCAAGGUAUCGUUAUUCGAUUUCUCAAUUUCAUUUUCCAAUUUGCUGCCUUAUAUUGUUAGACAAAUUUUGAAAGGAUUGAGACACACCAAGAACCUUUGUAUUUCAUUUUCGUUUUCAUAUAAGACACAGGUACAUUGCAGUUCAAAAGUAGUGAGACAUUUGCUGUUUCUAAUAAAAUUGUAGAUUUUUUAUUUUAAGAUGAUUGAUUUCAUUAUUUUGCAUAGAGAAUUUUUUAACUAAUAAUGAGACAGUGUUUUACUGUCAAUUUGAUAUAAAUUAAAGUAGGUAUUAUUAAAAUUUUUUUAAAAUUAUUUGCUAUAUAAUAGUUUAUUGGGUUUAUACAAAAUUUGGCAAAUGUUCUGAUGCUUUUGAACAGUAGUGUACGUACAUUAUACUAGUAUGUAUAUUCCAUUCGUUCGAUUGUCCACGAAUGCGUAAAGAAUACAUGGUGUGCAGUUCUGACACUGUUCAAUGUAAUCGCGAAUUGAUGUAUAUUGAUUAAAGAUACAAAUAUAUGAAUAUAAAUAUGGAUAUAUGAGACGAAGAAGAAAAUAAUAAAAAAGAAAAUAUGUAUUUGUUCCUGAGAAAGAAUUAAAUAAGAGUAGCACAUUACCGUAACAUUAAAUAUUGAUAGUAACGAUAAAGAUAAUUUGAUGGUACAUACUUUUCUUAUAAGUAACCUUAUACAUUACUACGAUUUAUUGUAGAGUUGGUACGGUCUUUGAUGAUGCCUUGCCUGUAAAUGUAACAUUAAAUGAAACAAAAAAAA
Messenger RNA from Osmia lignaria (orchard mason bee), 7947 nucleotides. Its product is annotated as nucleolar protein 4-like. The record is from RefSeq and is a predicted model, not a curated record. NCBI's taxonomy places the organism in Eukaryota, Metazoa, Arthropoda, Insecta, Hymenoptera, Megachilidae.